This is a messenger RNA of Sparassis crispa, 276 nucleotides long. RefSeq lists its product as hypothetical. The transcript has a single exon. NCBI's taxonomy places the organism in Eukaryota, Fungi, Basidiomycota, Agaricomycetes, Polyporales, Sparassidaceae. Bases 1 to 276 code for a protein of 91 amino acids. The record is from RefSeq and is a predicted model, not a curated record.
AUGGGUUCGCGGAGUGAUGACCGCGCGGGGGCGAACGCCGUCGGAUUAAUGUGCCAGUAUGAAAGUGUGCGGACGGAGAAGUCGACCGUCGGGCCGCCUGAGAGCGCGCUGGGCUGUCGCUUCGUAGUAUCGCGGAGUGAUGCCGUAAAGGCUCGAUUAUCGGGAUGGAGGACUGCCGACGAGCUCAACGAGGCUUGUUUGACAGACGGUAAGGCCAGGUGGGAGACCCGGAGGCUUGCGCUGGAGAUAUACAAGGUCGCAGGGAUGCUGUAUUAG